Racocetra persica is the source of this 508-nucleotide messenger RNA. The record is from the annotation of a GenBank genome assembly. Lineage: Eukaryota; Fungi; Glomeromycota; Glomeromycetes; Diversisporales; Gigasporaceae.
CUGGUCGGUUUGGUACUGAAAACUCUGUUGGUGAAGUAACAGCACUUGAGAACAUGGAUUUGAAAUAUAUACAUCAAGCAAUGGAAGCUCCACACAAAGAUUUGGAGAUGGCAGGAUUACAGCCUACAAUGGAAAUGGUAGAACUCUUUGCUCAUCAAUUGCCAGAUGUUAAAGAAUUUGCGAUUCUAUUGGAAAAAUUUGAAGAUUUAGCUCGUGUAGAUGGUCAAUACUUUUUGUGCAAUUUUCAUACGCAAAAGCUUAUUGCAAAUUCAAUUGAACCUAUUCCCUUGACUAUUCCCGAACGAUUUAUUUUUGUUACCGGGCCUAUAAACACAUCAGAUCAACGUAUUAUGAAAAACGUACAAAAGUUUGCUAUGUUGCAUAGUCAAGGAAGGCCUUGUAAUAUCUCAAAAAUAGUCACACUUCCGGAAAAAGUACCCCAAAAUGAUGAUAUGCUUGGCGAACUUGAAUCCGUUCAUCGUACACUCAUGUUAUAUCUAUGGUUAAG